Messenger RNA from Lineus longissimus, 1037 nucleotides. RefSeq names its product NADH dehydrogenase [ubiquinone] 1 beta subcomplex subunit 10-like. Bases 74 to 550 code for a protein of 158 amino acids. NCBI's taxonomy places the organism in Eukaryota, Metazoa, Nemertea, Pilidiophora, Heteronemertea, Lineidae. The record is from RefSeq and is a predicted model, not a curated record. The transcript has 4 exons.
UCGAGGAUGUAACAAAUCGCCCUUUGCAGAGGACAUCAUAUUGUAGCUUUUUCUUCCAGAGAACCCCCACAAAAUGUCUGAUGAUGAUAAGUUUUUCAAGCGAGAUUCGUCGUUUGUUCGAUUCUUCAACUACCCGAUUACUGCUUUUCGAGAAAAAUUUGUAGAGCCCAUGCAGAAAAGGAAUCCAUACCCUUACUACCACAGGAAAUUCCGACGAGUUCCGACAGUUGACCAGUGUGCUGUAGAUGAUCCCAUAUGUCUUUUUGAAGCUCAAGAGCAGUACAAAAGAGAUAAGAGAGUUGACCAAAACAUUGUAAAGAUCCUACGUCUUCGAAGAAAUGAGUGCAUGCAUUGGGAAGGUUCAGAUUUUAAAGUUCAUUGCAAAAAAGAGAUGGACGACUAUGAUGAAGGCUCCACUAAUUAUUUUAUAAAAUAUGGUGACAUAGGGGUCUCUAGUAAUGUCAGCGAUGCGUAUAUGAAACAGAAACAUCGUAUGGUUUGGGAACGACGCCAUGGCCCUGUCGGAAGUGGAAUGAAACCCCAGGAAUAAGUAAUUGUGUUGUUUGUUUAGAAAUACGUUGUCUGUACAUAGUUGAUGAGGACUUUAAAUCACACCUGUUGUGUUAUUUGUGCUAUAAUUUAGUAUAAAUACAUAUUGAGAACUUUUGCAAGGAAAACAUACCAUGAGGCAGUUGGCUGUUCUUAGUUGAAUGGGCUUGAAAAAAUUCAUGUAUGUAUCAAUGUCCUACCAAGUGCUAGUCCAAUUUUCAUCCUUUCCAAGUUCGAUCACUAAGAUUGUGACAGAUUUAUGGGACACCGUUUGCUUGGAUAAGCCUUGGGAUAGAUGCCAGUAUUCCAAGUAAAGACUCAAAAACUGAAUCCUACCACAAUUAAAUUAUUCUUAGUGUAAUCAUCUUUGUUGAUUGGGACUGGCACAUGGACAUUUAGAUGUUCAGAAAAGAUACAUUGGACAACUUUGUUGAUGACAAGCUGUUGCCUGUAUGAUUUGGAAUGCAGAUUAAUAAUAAAUGUAUGAA